Molecule: messenger RNA, 1305 nt
Organism: Heteronotia binoei (common prickly gecko)
Lineage: Eukaryota; Metazoa; Chordata; Lepidosauria; Squamata; Gekkonidae
Product: beta-1,3-galactosyltransferase 5-like
Exons: 3
Coding region: 109-1173 (354 amino acids)
Cellular component (GO): membrane
Molecular function (GO): N-acetyl-beta-D-glucosaminide beta-(1,3)-galactosyltransferase activity
Source: RefSeq, a predicted model, not a curated record
GCAGAUUUUGUGUGUUUGUGUGUGCCAGCUAAAGAAACAAGAAGGCACAAUGCAUUUUUUUCCUCCAACCAAAUCAAUCGGAGUAGUGCUAUCCCGGGGAAAUGAAGGAUGCUGGAGCAGUUGCGAGGAAGGGGGAAUUUGAGCCAGUGCCUUUUAUACAAGAUGCUGCAUUGGCACUCAAGCAUUCUUUUUAAAUUCAACCCUCUCUUAAAGAUGACUUCUAAGAGACUGAGAAAGAUGUUUAUUUUCAUUUUGGUUUUGGUCUUUGCUGGAUUCUGUUUAUUUUACAAGCUGACUUCUAUUGAAAGUUGCAAAUUCUGUCAAACAAACAAUAAGAAUAUUUUAUUUAAAAGGGCAGGUGGACACUUUUUGCACCUGCCAAAUAUAGAUUGUGGUAGAAAUUCUCCAUUCCUGGUAAUUCUUGUAACAUCAUCACCUGACAGCCAAUCAGACACCCGGAUGGCUAUCCGUGACACAUGGGGCAAAGAAAAUAUAAUUGCCAACAAACACAUUGUGACACUUUUUCUUCUGGGAAUUAGUUUGAAUAACAAUAAUCAGAUUGCUGUUACUGCUGAAAGUCAAAAAUAUAAAGACAUCAUCCAAAAGGAUUUUAUAGAUACCUAUUACAAUUUAACAUUAAAGACCAUGAUGGGCAUUGAGUGGGUUCACAAGUACUGUCCACAAUCUAGCUUUGUCAUGAAAACGGACUCUGAUGUGUUUGUCAAUCCCUACUACCUAACAGAACUUCUUUUAAAGAAAAACAGGACUAUCAGAUUCUUCACUGGGUUUUUAAAACUGAAUGAGCAUCCAAUACGAGGAACUUCCAGCAAGUGGUAUGUGAGCAACUAUGAAUUUCCAGGAAAUAACUACCCUCCUUUUUGUUCAGGGACUGGUUAUGUUUUAUCCACUGAUGUUGCUAAUCAGGUGUAUAAUGUUUCCCAAAAUAUCCCUUUCAUCAAACUUGAAGAUGUUUUUGUAGGUCUGUGCCUUGCCGAACUCAAUAUUAUACCAGAAGAACUCCAUUCAAAGCAAACAUUCUUUCCAGACGGAGUCACAUUUUCUGUAUGUCGCUUCAAGAAAAUUGUGACAAGCCAUUUUGUCAAACCUUAUGACUUGCUGGUCUACUGGAACGCACUGGAAACAUCAAUGGAUAAAGAGUGUUCAAGUGACUGAUAUAUUUUAACCAUCAAAAACAGUCUCAAAUUAAUAAAGACAGAGAUCUUGCAAUCUUGACAUUACUACUGCUACCAGAAUCCACAUAGUAAAAGAAGCUCUCAUAGUACAAAUAAAUUCCAUUCCAAUUUA